Molecule: messenger RNA, 669 nt
Organism: Leishmania braziliensis MHOM/BR/75/M2904
Lineage: Eukaryota; Euglenozoa; Kinetoplastea; Trypanosomatida; Trypanosomatidae
Product: putative uracil phosphoribosyltransferase
Exons: 1
Coding region: 1-669 (222 amino acids)
Source: RefSeq, a predicted model, not a curated record
AUGUUCCCCGGGCACCUUCAUCUGCUGCCGCAGACGCCGCAGCUUCACUUCCUCUUCACUGUAAUUCGCAACGUGGAGACGCCGCGUACGGACUUUGUUUUCUACUCAGAGCGCAUCAUGCGCCUCAUCCUUGAGGCGGCGCUGUGCAUGAUCCCUGUGAAACCGUUUAAUGUCAUCACGCCAACAGGUGCUGUGUACAAGGGCGUGCGCCCGGACGACCGCGGCAUCAUCGGCGUCUCCAUCAUGCGCGCUGGUGAGUCGAUGGAGCGUGUGCUGCGUGAAAUGUGCCGUGGUGUACGUAUCGGAAAGAUCCUUGUCCAGCGCGACGAGGCGAGCGCCGAGAAGGUCCCCGAUGCACGCUUCAGCUACACAAAGGUGCCGAAGGAUGUAGCCUCGCGCCGCGUGCUGCUGCUAGACCCCAUGUGCGCCACCGGUGGAAGCGUCAUCAAGGCGACGGAGAUCCUGAUCAAUGAGUACGGCGUGGACGAGGAGAACAUCAUCUUCUUGAACGUUAUCUCCGCCCCGGCAGGCCUCAGGAAGUACCUCGGUCAAUUCCCCAAGGUUCAGAUUGUGACCGCGGCCAUCGACGACGACUUAGAUGAGAACAUGCACAUCCUGCCCGGCCUCGGUGACUUUGGCGACCGCUAUUUCGGCACGAUUGAGGGCUAG